Molecule: messenger RNA, 490 nt
Organism: Heteronotia binoei (common prickly gecko)
Lineage: Eukaryota; Metazoa; Chordata; Lepidosauria; Squamata; Gekkonidae
Product: vesicle-associated membrane protein 1-like
Exons: 5
Coding region: 41-400 (119 amino acids)
Biological process (GO): vesicle-mediated transport; SNARE complex assembly; vesicle fusion
Cellular component (GO): SNARE complex; plasma membrane
Molecular function (GO): SNAP receptor activity; syntaxin binding
Source: RefSeq, a predicted model, not a curated record
GCUCUGCCGCCCAGGAGGUGCCUGCGAGGGAAGACCGGCCAUGUCUGAUCCAGCUCAGCAACCUGCCCCUGCGGCAGGAGAAGGUGGCGAAGGGGCAGGAGGCGCCCCAGGGCAGCCUCCAAACUUGACCAGCAAUCGCCGUCUGCAACAGACCCAAGCCCAAGUAGAAGAAGUGGUGGAUAUCAUGCGUGUGAAUGUGGACAAAGUCUUGGAGCGAGAUCAGAAGCUAUCGGAACUCGACGAGCGAGCGGAUGCCCUCCAAGCUGGGGCCCAAGUCUUUGAAAGUAGCGCAGCAGCUCUCAAGAGGAAGUACUGGUGGAAGAACUGUAAGAUGAUGAUCAUGCUGGGAGUGAUCUGUGCUAUUGUGGUGAUUGCAAUUGCACUUUACUUUUUUACCUGAUAACGUGGUUCCCCCUUCCCUCCCAUCUGCAGCCUCCUCCCCUAGCCCCCUUUCCCCUUCCUCUUCCUUUCUCCCCGUCAUUCCGGCUUU